Messenger RNA from Amphiprion ocellaris (clown anemonefish), 2677 nucleotides. Its product is annotated as oxysterol-binding protein-related protein 10. Lineage: Eukaryota; Metazoa; Chordata; Actinopteri; Pomacentridae. The record is from RefSeq and is a predicted model, not a curated record. Gene Ontology annotation, cellular component: cytosol; membrane; intracellular membrane-bounded organelle. Gene Ontology annotation, molecular function: cholesterol binding. The transcript has 12 exons. The coding region runs from base 296 to 2653 and encodes 785 amino acids.
UAGCAGGGAAACGCUGGAGGAGACCCACAUUGCCUCACACGGUCGCGCACUGCAGAGGAGCGAGCAGGAGCCACGGAGGAAUAUGUCCGCGUCGUUACGCACCGAGGGACGCCAGCGCAGCGCAGUCAGUGCGUCCCCGCUGCCUCUGCUCUAGUCCCGCACACUCACUCCGCUGUUUGCACCACUUAUGAUCUGCUGAGAGCUUCCCUGCCGCCUCUCCUGGUCCAUCCCCGUCCCCUCCUCCCCUCUUCCUGCUCCUCCUCCUCCUCCUGCGCUCCGCCGUCCCGUCGCCAGGAUGGACAAGACGCUCUGCAGUCCGCAUCCCGGGACCAACAAAACCAACUCCCCGUCCUCGGAGCUCCGCGGCGGCUCGUCGUCGAGGAAGCCCGGCGGCCGGAGCGGCUCCCACAGCCCGGGCUCCGGCUCCUUGGGCGGAGGAGGAGCUGGAGGCGGCCGGGGCAGCGCGGUGCUGGGGAACAGCAUGAAUCCGCAGCAGCAGCAGCAGCAGCGCAGGAGGCAGCAGCUGGAAGGACUCCUGAGCAAAUACACCAACCUGAUCCAGGGCUGGCAGAACAGGUACUUUGUGUUGGAUCCGGACCUCGGACAGCUGCAGUACUUCGUCAACGAGCAGGGGAAGAACCAGAAGCCUCGGGGAUCUCUGCCGCUGAUCGGCGCCUCGGUGACCACCAGCGACGAGGCGCCGCACAUGUUCAUCGUGAACUCUGUCAACGGAGAGCUGUACAAACUCAGAGCCUCUGACGCCAAGGAGCAGCAGUUCUGGAUCAAUCAGCUCCAAGCUUGUGCCAGACGUCACUCUGACAGCAGUGCCAAGGUGAGGAAGCUGAAGGGCUCCGAUGAACACCUGAGCGUGGAGAGAGCAGGAGGAGGCCAGGAGGUGCUGGGCUCCUCAUCCUCCGGUCGGACCCGUAGUUUCUCUCUCCUCCCCCACCUAACCCCGUCUUCAUCCCCGGCCUCCCAGAGGCACCUGGGCCACGCCGCCUCACCCAGCAACAUCGUCACCAUCACCCACCACAAAUCUCCAGCUGCAGCUCGGCGGGCCAAGAGUCAGUACCCAGGACGGCUGGUGGAGGUCAAAGAGGUGAUGUCCCAAGCGGAGGGCCAACAGAAGAACCUCGUCCAGUCCAUCGACUCUCUGCCCACCAGGGGUCCGCUGUCCUGUCUGGACCAGGACCUGCUGCUGCUCAAAGCCACGUCGGCCGCCACACUCAGCUGCCUGGGAGAGUGCCUGAACAUCCUGCAACAGACUCAGAGCCACAGCCAGGCGCCGCCUCCGUCCCAGGCCUCCCAGCGCAACCACGCCGGCCACGGAGCCCCCUCCGAUGGUGUUCCUGUGUGGACUGUACCAAAGUCGCCCUCAGGGGAGCCGUUGAAGAACGGAGGUCUGACUCCUCUACGAUCAGCCGAGCCCUCCCCGGCCCUCAGGAAAAGGAGUCUGUCCCAUGGUGCUGAGCACCACCCAGGGCUGGAGGACAUCAGCCCGGCCGAGGAGGUGACGGACACGGAGGACAAUGAGGAGGAGGACCUGGGCGUCCUGGACGACCAGCGGAGCAUCAUCCUCCACCUGCUCUCUCAGCUCAAACUGGGCAUGGACCUCACACGGGUGGUGUUACCUACCUUCAUUCUGGAGAAGCGAUCACUGCUGGAGAUGUACGCCAACUUCAUGGCCCACCCAGACAUGUUCCUGUCCAUCACAGCCGGAGCCACAGCCGAGGACCGAAUAGUUCGCUUUGUGGAGUACUACCUGACCGCCUUCCACGAGGGCCGGAAAGGCGCCGUGGCCAAGAAGCCCUACAACCCCGUGCUGGGGGAGACCUUCCACUGUUCAUGGGAGGUUCCUCGGGACAAAGUCAGGCCUCCGGUCAGGUCGAACCAGGGGUCAUCCAGGGAGCCCAGCAGGGGCCCGAACAACGCUCAGCAGGGCGACGAUUCACCGGGAGACUGCUACAGAGUCCGGUUUGUGGCCGAGCAGGUUUCCCAUCAUCCACCGGUGUCGGGGUUUUACUGUGAGUGCCGGGAACGAAAGAUGUGUGUCAACGCCCACGUGUGGACCAAGAGCAAGUUCAUGGGCAUGUCUAUAGGAGUGUCCAUGGUGGGAGAAGGAGUCUUGUGUCUCCUCGAGCACGACGAGGAGUACGUCUUCACGCUGCCCUGUGCCUACGCCCGCUCCAUCCUCACCGUGCCCUGGGUGGAGCUGGGAGGCAAAGUCUCCAUCAACUGCAUCAAGAGCGGCUACUCGGCCACCGUCACCUUCCACACAAAGCCUUUCUACGGAGGGAAGGUGCACAGAGUGACAGCAGAGGUCAAACACAACCCGACCAACACCAUCGUGUGCAAAGCGCAGGGCGAGUGGAACGGCACUCUGGAGUUCACCUACAGCAGCGGCGAGACCAAAGUGAUGGACACGGCCAAACUCCCAGUCACCAGGAAGAAGCUGAGGCCUGUGGAGAAACAGGGGAGGACAGAAUCCAGGCGGUUAUGGCAACAUGUCACCAAGUCACUGAAGGAAGGAAACAUCGACGAGGCCACGGAGCACAAACACAGACUGGAAGAGUGUCAGAGAGGAGAGGAAAGGCAGAGAGCAGCUGAUAACAAACCCUGGACACCCAAAUACUUCACUAAAGAGGUACAGUAGGACUUCUAUUAACAGCAUAUCACC